AUGGCGUUUCACAACAAUCAUCUCUCUCAAGACCUCUCUUUCAAUCAUUUAACCAACCAAGACGGACCUCCUCCGCAACAGCAACAUUUCCACGACGCGCCACAACCUCCUAACUUGCUCAACACGGCGCUUCUCCGCUCAGACAACAACUUCCUCAACCUCCACACGUCAACCGCCGCAAACACCUCCGUCUCGCCUCCCUCCGCCGCCACCGCCGUCGCAGCUAAUCAGUGGUUUUCCCGUUCUUCCUCUUUCCUCCAACGAACCGGUAACAACAACAACGCCGUUGUCGGAGACGUGGGAGCAGAGACGAUGGUUAAAGACGGCGAGAACAAGAACGACGGAGGAGGAGGAGGAGGAGCGGUGGCGACGGCGGAAGAGGGAGUAGUGAGCUGGGAGAAUGCGAAGCAAAAGGCGGAGAUACUCACGCAUCCGCUGUACGAGCAGCUUUUGUCGGCGCACGUCGCGUGUCUGAGAAUCGCGACGCCGGUUGAUCAGCUUCCGAGGAUCGACGCGCAGCUUGCUCAGUCACAUAACGUCGUCGCGAAGUACUCUGCUUUAGGAGCCGGACAAGAACUCGACAAAGAGCUUCACCGGUUCAUGACGCAUUAUGUUUUGCUUCUGUGUUCUUUCAAAGAGCAAUUACAACAACACGUGCGUGUUCAUGCAAUGGAAGCUGUGAUGGCUUGUUGGGAGAUUGAGCAGUCUCUUCAAAGCUUAACAGGGGUGUCUCCUGGAGAAGGCAUGGGAGCAACAAUGUCAGAUGAUGAAGAUGAACAAGUGGAGAGUGAUGUUAAUAUGUUUGAUGGAGGAGGCUUAGUAGAUGUAUUGGGGUUUGGUCCUCUGAUUCCUACUGAGAGCGAGAGAUCUUUAAUGGAGCGAGUUAGACAAGAACUCAAACAUGAGCUCAAACAGGGUUACAAGGAGAAAAUAGUAGACAUAAGAGAGGAGAUACUGAGGAAGAGAAGAGCUGGUAAAUUACCAGGAGACACCACCUCUGUUCUCAAAGCAUGGUGGCAAUCUCAUUCCAAAUGGCCUUACCCUACUGAGGAAGAUAAGGCGAGGUUGGUGCAGGAGACAGGUUUACAGCUAAAGCAGAUAAACAAUUGGUUCAUUAAUCAGAGGAAGAGGAAUUGGCACAGCAAUCCAUCUUCAUCCACUGUCUUGAAGAACAAACGCAAAAGCAAUACAGGUGACAUUAGCGGAAGAGAGCGUUUCAUGUAG
Molecule: messenger RNA, 1224 nt
Organism: Eruca vesicaria subsp. sativa (arugula)
Lineage: Eukaryota; Viridiplantae; Streptophyta; Magnoliopsida; Brassicales; Brassicaceae
Source: the annotation of a GenBank genome assembly